Molecule: messenger RNA, 1927 nt
Organism: Lolium rigidum
Lineage: Eukaryota; Viridiplantae; Streptophyta; Magnoliopsida; Poales; Poaceae
Product: glucose-1-phosphate adenylyltransferase small subunit, chloroplastic/amyloplastic
Exons: 10
Coding region: 55-1629 (524 amino acids)
Biological process (GO): glycogen biosynthetic process
Molecular function (GO): glucose-1-phosphate adenylyltransferase activity
Source: RefSeq, a predicted model, not a curated record
UCACUAUCAGACAUAUCUCUCUCCUCACUCCUGAUCCCUCGCCACGGACGCGCCAUGACCGGAGCUCCGCCAUCCACCGUAAUGGCGAUGGGUGCGGCCACCUCCCCUUGCAAGAUCUUGAGCGCCACGCAACGUGCCUCCACCGCGGCGGCUUCGGCAUCCACCUCCCGCGAGUCCGUCUCCCUCCUCCGCGCGCCACGGGGACGGCGCCAGCGCCCGCGCGGGUUGGCCUUGUCCCUGGCUCCAGCGCGACGGCCGUUUGUCUUCUCCCCGCGCGCCGUGUCAGACUCCAAGAGCUCCCAGACCUGCCUCGACCCUGACGCAAGCACGAGUGUUCUCGGAAUCAUUCUGGGAGGUGGUGCAGGGACUAGAUUGUAUCCUCUGACAAAGAAGCGUGCGAAGCCUGCUGUGCCAUUGGGUGCCAACUACAGGCUUAUUGAUAUUCCUGUCAGCAAUUGUUUGAACAGCAAUAUAUCAAAGAUCUAUGUGCUGACACAGUUCAACUCUGCUUCUCUUAAUCGUCAUCUCUCACGAGCCUAUGGGAGCAACAUUGGAGGAUACAAGAAUGAAGGAUUUGUUGAAGUCCUCGCGGCACAGCAGAGCCCAGACAAUCCUAACUGGUUUCAGGGUACUGCAGAUGCUGUAAGGCAGUAUUUAUGGCUAUUCGAGGAACAUAAUGUUAUGGAAUAUCUAAUUCUUGCCGGAGAUCACUUGUACCGAAUGGACUAUGAAAAGUUUAUUCAGGCGCACAGAGAAACAGAUGCUGAUAUUACUGUUGCCGCCUUGCCCAUGGAUGAGGAACGUGCAACUGCAUUUGGCCUUAUGAAAAUCGAUGAAGAAGGGAGGAUAGUUGAAUUUGCAGAGAAACCAAAAGGAGAGCAGUUGAAAGCAAUGAUGGUUGAUACGACCAUACUUGGUCUUGAUGACGUGAGGGCAAAGGAAAUGCCUUAUAUCGCUAGCAUGGGUAUCUACGUUAUUAGCAAACAUGUAAUGCUCCAGCUUCUCCGUGACCAAUUUCCUGGAGCUAAUGACUUUGGAAGUGAGGUUAUUCCUGGUGCGACUAGCACUGGAAUGAGGGUACAAGCAUACUUAUAUGAUGGUUACUGGGAAGAUAUUGGUACAAUUGAGGCAUUCUAUAACGCAAAUUUGGGAAUUACCAAAAAGCCAAUACCAGAUUUCAGUUUCUAUGACCGUUCUGCUCCAAUUUACACCCAACCUCGACACUUGCCUCCUUCAAAGGUUCUUGAUGCUGACGUGACAGACAGUGUUAUUGGCGAAGGAUGUGUUAUUAAAAACUGCAAGAUACACCAUUCAGUAGUUGGACUGCGGUCCUGCAUAUCUGAAGGUGCAAUUAUAGAGGACACAUUACUAAUGGGCGCAGACUACUAUGAGACUGAAGCUGACAAGAAACUCCUUGCCGACAAAGGUGGGAUUCCCAUUGGUAUUGGAAAGAAUUCACACAUCAGAAGAGCAAUCAUUGACAAGAAUGCUCGUAUUGGAGACAACGUGAAGAUAAUCAAUGUUGACAAUGUUCAAGAAGCAGCCCGGGAGACUGAUGGAUACUUCAUCAAAAGUGGCAUCGUAACUGUGAUCAAGGAUGCUUUACUCCCGAGUGGGACAGUCAUAUGAAACAGAUGCAAAAUAUGUGGCAAGUCACGGCGCUUCUUGUAUCAUUCUGCAAUCAACCAAUGAGGUCGCCAGAAGAUCAUAAGAGCAAUAAAAAGGAGUGCCCUGCAAGGCACUUCUUCGUCUUUUUUCUCCCUUAAUGUAUUAGGAACCGUAAUGUACAAGCAACUUGCAUCCAGAUGUUCUGGAGAUCGAAUAUACCUGCUUGCAUCUUGUUGUUUCAAAUAUGAAGUGUACUAGAUAAAGACCCGCAUGUUUUUUCACGAUAUUACGAAACUUUGUAGUUGAUUUGAUUUCUCCA